GACGCUUUCAGUGGGCACAGAGGAGCGGCGGCUAUGCGGUCGCUUCAAAAUCCCUUCUGCUUCAUUCUGCAGGUUCGUAAAUACCCAUCUUUUCACGUUAAACGAUCCUGUAAUGGCUUUCUGCUGCUCCUCCAGUGCCCGCUGGUUUUUCUUAGAAUUGCUUAUAUGUGUGUUCACGUUUUUAAGUUACUUUUGUUGUCUGGGGACGUUGAAUUAAACCCCGGCCCUAUCACUAACGCUGAUAUUCUGGCUGCCAUUGCUGAACAGUCUUCUAAAAACGAUGCGCGUCAUACCGAAAUGGUUGACAUGCUAAAUCAGGUCAAGGAUAACCAGCAUCAGCUAGAACUAAAAGUGUUAGACAUCAAUUCAAGACUUGCAGCAGUCGAAUCACUUGUAGAAUUACUAGAUGUGCCAAAGCAUCCUACUGAACUGUCUAAUGUUGUUAGUGAGGCCGUCCGAGGCGAAACUACCGUUCUGAAUUCAAGACUUAAUGAGCUUGAAGAUAGAUCCCGUCGUGACAAUUUACUUUUCUACGGUAUCGCCGACACCCUUUCCGAAGACUGGUUGCAGUCAGAAUCUCAUAUCCGCGAUAAUCUUUCCACAAUAUUAGGACUAGAUCUACCUGGCGAGGCAAUAUCCCGUGCUCAUAGAUUAGGCUCAUACUCAACUAAUAAAUGCCGGCCAAUAAUUGUUAAAUUCUCUUCCUCUAAAUUCAAGGCGAAUGUGUUUUCUCAGCGUUUUAAGUUGAAAGGAACAGGAAUUUCAGUCAGUGAGGAUUUCUGUCCGGCUACGCGGCAGUUACGUAAAAAGUUAAUCGAUUUCGGUAAAGGCACCGGUCAGAGGUUCUCGCUCAAACUAAACAGGCUGCUCGUUAAUCAAAAGGUGUAUACUUACUGCCCUGUAACAGAUUGUGUUUGCGAAGUGACUCCUAGUCACGCUCGUGAAGCUAACAACGCCGCGUCUCUCCCUCCGGGUGCCAAUAAUACAGUUUCCGCUCCGCAACCGGGCACCGAUAACGCAGUUUCCGCACCUGGUCCAAGCAAUUAUAAUUCACACGCGUCAUCAACAUAACUAUGUAAAGGCCCGGCGACUAACGCUAUCUCAAUAUUGUAUUCUAACGUGCGAAGCGUGUGCAACAAACGCGACGCUUUGUCAUCUCUUAUCGACACGUGUACAGCUGAUAUUGUUAUCCUGACCGAAACGUGGCUUUCUAGUAAAAUUGCUGACAGU
This is a messenger RNA of Ixodes scapularis (black-legged tick), 1230 nucleotides long. RefSeq lists its product as uncharacterized. The coding region runs from base 34 to 1071 and encodes 345 amino acids. The record is from RefSeq and is a predicted model, not a curated record. The transcript has a single exon. NCBI's taxonomy places the organism in Eukaryota, Metazoa, Arthropoda, Arachnida, Ixodida, Ixodidae.